Molecule: messenger RNA, 3415 nt
Organism: Teleopsis dalmanni
Lineage: Eukaryota; Metazoa; Arthropoda; Insecta; Diptera; Diopsidae
Product: mucin-5AC-like
Exons: 4
Coding region: 1-3387 (1128 amino acids)
Source: RefSeq, a predicted model, not a curated record
AUGACCAAAGGCGACUCAUCCGAUGAUAGCCCAAUUAAACAUUGCGGCGUCAAUGUAGCAAAGUCAAGCAAACAAUACAAAGACACAAUUGGCGCAUCAAAUAAAAAGAUUACUUGUUACCAACUUUGUGUAUGCAUUGGUUUGGCCUUGAUAGCCAGUAUUAUCAAGGCAGAUGUCAGUCAUCUGCCAUUAAGCAAAUAUCUGCCACCAGUGCCAGCCAAAGAAGAACUCGUAAUACAUGCGCAGAGUAGCAAUGCAGUGACUGCAGCUAGCAACACUGGAUCAUUGCAGUAUAAGCCAGUGGAACAACAAAGUGGACUACAACCGCUGCAGCAACAAAAUACUCUGCAAUAUCAAUCACCACAACCACAGCAACAACAACAGCAACAAAAUAUUGCACAAUAUCAACUGCAGCAAUUGCCAUUACAAGAAGCCCGAAACGAUUUUCUUAGAUACAGCAAAACUCCUUUCGCACAAGUUGAAUCGAUCAGACCUUCAAUACACUUAGCCAGUUUCUCCAUACAAAGCGUCGAGCCUGUACACCAAGUAUUGAGUGGACUACACCACGGCAGCACACACAACCAACAUGUAAGCAAUAUUGCAGCUCUAACGCAACAUGCAACAUCCGUAAGUAGCCAAAGCACUGUAUAUGGUGCACCAGCCGUUUCUGCAAUACAAACAAAUCCUGUACAAACUUCGAACUUGGAAGUUGCAACAAACACCCAACAAAGCUUAGCUUCAACACAACUGCAGGGAGGCAACACUGGCGCACAAACAUUAACACAAGUUUAUGGGUCACCAGCAACCACUGUGUCGCAAGUAGCAAAUGUAGCAACAACUGGUUCUAUAACCAAUACUCCAACAAAUAAUGGCUACGAAUAUCAAGGUCUUUCUGCGGCACCAGCAGUAGUAGAGGCCACAGUGCAACAGAUACAGUCUACACCGGCAGUACAAGCAGUAUCUGCAGGCUCUAUUGAACAACAAACAGUACAAACAGCGACAAAUGGUGGCUAUGCUCCAUCUGGUCCUUCAAUUGCACCAGCAAUUGAGAUAUCAGUUCAACAGAUACCAUCCAAACCUGUGCUUCAAAAUGUUGCGCAAGUAACUACUAACUUAGUACAACAGCAAGGUGCAACAGUACAUAACGCAGCAAAUGGUGGAUAUAUUUCGUCCAGUAUUCCAGCAUCGCCAGCAUUCGAAAUCUCAACACCACAGAUACAUACCAUUCCAGCUGCACAACAUACAGUACAAAUAUCUGCAGGUUCAAUUCAACAACAAGGAGCAACAGUACACACAACAUCCAAUGGUGGUUAUUCUUCCUCAGCAGUUUCUGUAGCACCUGCAGUUGAGUUACCUCAGCCACAAAACUAUUACGUACCUGCUGUUCAGGACAAUUCAAUCGGUGUCACUUCAACACAACAAGUUCAAGCGCAACAGCAAAAUAAUAUCCCAGCUCAAGCUACAAUAGCAGUUAAUCAAGAAACACCAUCUGUACCAGAACAAACCUAUGGCUUACCAGAAGCAACUAUAAUAGCACAAGCAUUAUCCGUACCAAUAUCUCAGACACAAAAUAUUGUUACUACUGCUUCUUCCACACCUGCAUCUUCUGGAACCUAUGCUGCACCACCACAGCUAACUUCAUCAUAUAUACCACCAGCUCAAAGUUCUCCAGCGAGCUAUGCAACAGCACCUCAACUAAGUUUUACCUCCACAACAUCUGGUCAAGCACAAGGCAGUGCUAUUAUAACGCAACAACAAAGUUAUUCACCUCCAAACUUAGUACAGCAAACACCCCAAACAUAUACCGUACAAGCACAGCAACAAAGUUAUUUUACACCUCCGUUACCAGUUCCACAAUAUAGUCAACCAUCAUCGACAACUCAAAGUUACACCACCACAUAUCAACAAAAUCAGGUCCCCAAUUAUGCUGUUCCAAUUUCAGUCCAACCACAACAGAACUAUGCUGCACCCGCUGCUUUACCACAGACGACAUCCUAUCAACCAUCUUAUACUGUACCAAAUAUAGCCACACAAUAUCAAACACAACCUGCGGCACCAGUACAGCAAGUACAGUCAAUCAAUUACGCUAUUUCAAGUCAGGCGCCCUCUGGUACUUAUAAUUAUGCUGCACCCAUAAAUGUACCAACAUCAUCAAAUCAACUUGUCAAUACGGUACCACAAACUUUUGCAGUGGAACAGACACCUAUAGUUUUACAGGAAUACAAUGCUCCAGCAAUACCACAAACUGCUGCACUGGAAACAGUUAAUCAAGUUCCCGCUGGGACAAUAGCCGAUACAACGGCUUCUUUAGUGCCAACACAAAAUCUCAGCCCUAAUUUAAUCUCAACCCCAACCAUUUCAGGAGCAGUUAAUCCUAUUUCCGUAACCAUUUCUAAUGCAAAUGGUGCUUCGAACCAGAUUGGAGGAACCGAGUACGCAGCUAAUGGUGGCUACAAAUUCUUCAUUGUCUUUGCUUUGUUUGCUCUUGCUACCGCUGAUGUCAGCCAUUUGAGCAGAACAUAUUUGCCACCAUCACAAGCAGCUGCUUCAGUUCCAACUGUUGAUUACUUGCCACCAUCACAUGGAUCUGCUUCAACUACUUAUUCUACCUACUCAGCACCUGCCGCUACUACUUCUUACAGCAGUGGCAUAAGUGCUGCCCCAUCAACUUCAUACUCAACUUACUCAAGUGCUCCUGUUGCUGCAGCUACAUACUCUGCACCAUCAUACAGUUCCGCCACCUAUAGCGCACCAGCUAGCUCAUAUUCAACUUAUACCGCCCCAGCAGCUGCAGCCUCUUACUCUGCACCAACAUACUCCGCUCCAGCUACUUCAUACACUAGGUCUAGCUACUCAGCUCCAGUUGCAGCUGCCACUUACACCGCCCCAGUUACCUCAUAUACUAGCUCAAGCUAUUCAGCUCCAGUCGCUGCUGCUACAUACUCUGCACCAUCUUACUCUGCUCCAGUUACUUCAUACACUAGCUCCAGCUACUCAGCUCCAGUUGCUGCUGCCACUUACACUGCACCUGUUACCUCAUAUACCAGCUCUAGCUACUCUGCUCCAGCUGCUGCUGCUACAUACUCCGCACCAUCUUACUCCGCUCCAGCUGUGUCAUACACCAGCUCAAGCUACUCAGCUCCAGCUGCUGCUGCUACAUACUCCGCACCAUCUUACUCCGCUCCUGCUGUGUCAUACACCAGCUCAAGCUACUCAGCUCCAGCUGCUGCUGCCACAUACUCAGCUCCAUCAUACUCUGCACCAGCUACCUCUUACACUAGCUCCAGCUAUUCAGCUCCAGUUGCUGCCGCUUCAACUACCUACUCUUCUGGUAUCGAUACUGAGUAUGGUUCCAAUGGCGGUUACGUAUAUACCAAAAAACAUUAGGUCUGCUAUAUUCAAUUAAACGACACUU